AUGCAAAGAAGGCGCAGCGGAAAUGCACAUUCAGGACCUAUGACGAUUGCAAAAGGUUCAAAUACCCACGGGAUCCUUAAUCAACGGCCGUCAAGAGACGAAUACUACCAGAUCGGUGUGUACGAAACGCAAGGCACUCGCCCGACCAUGGAGGAUACGCACGCCUUUAUCGUUGACUUUGAUUCGGUCAAGGGCCAAGGAUACUUUGGCGUAUUUGACGGCCACGGAAACAAAAAUGUAGCAGAGUGGUGUGGCUACUACUUUCACCAGAUGCUCUUGGGUGCGAUGCAUGAUCAUCCAAACCUUGCACUCGAGAAAGUUCUUCACAAGGCUUUCAGGAGAGUAGACGAAACACUGCGAAAGUAUUCCCUACAAUCUGAACAAAUAGCCGAGUCCGGAUCUACAGCAGCGAUUGCUUUUCUGCGCAUCGAAGACAAAGACGGUACACAGGCCUCUUUUACUUCUCCGCCCGCAGCCGAGAAUGCAUCUACGAGUACAUCGACCCCUUCGCCGUCUGCUUCGCGAUCCACAAACCAUCGAAGAACACCGUCAGAAACGGCUAAACGAGUCCUGUACUGUGCCAAUGCAGGUGACGCGCGCACGGUCCUAUGUCGGAAUGGAACUGCAAUACGAUUGACACAAGAUCAUAAAGUGACUGAUCCAUCCGAAGGGUCCCGCAUAAGGCAAGCUGGGGGUGUGAUUAUGCGAGGCCGUGUAUUUGGCACACUAGCUGUUUCACGGAGCUUGGGCAAUCACAUAUCAUACGACGGUAUCCGGAUGAAACAAUACGUGAUUUCCACGCCGUACACAUCUCGGACGGAGUUGACGGACGAAGAUGAGUUUUGCAUCAUUGCGUGCGAUGGUCUUUGGGAUGUAAUUACAGAUCAAGAUGCAGUCAACCUUGUGCGGCGUAUCAAGGACGCUCAGUACGCGAGCAAGAUUCUCGUUAAUCAUGCACUUCGUAAUGACGUUCAGCCGACGCGGGACAAUGUCACAGUUAUGGUUGUGCGGUUCAAGGACUUUGUAUCACAGUGA
This is a messenger RNA of Desarmillaria tabescens, 1035 nucleotides long. Its product is annotated as protein serine/threonine phosphatase 2C. The transcript is spliced from 5 exons. Gene Ontology annotation, molecular function: cation binding; protein serine/threonine phosphatase activity. NCBI's taxonomy places the organism in Eukaryota, Fungi, Basidiomycota, Agaricomycetes, Agaricales, Physalacriaceae. Gene Ontology annotation, biological process: protein dephosphorylation. The coding region runs from base 1 to 1035 and encodes 344 amino acids. The record is from RefSeq and is a predicted model, not a curated record.